ACAUAUUCAAAGCGUAUGUCAGUUUCUUAUCAAAAAGACACAACCAAAAAAAGUUUGUCUGUUUCUCUUGCUUCUAGGCGCAACAACUACCAAACGUCCAUCACAGAAUUGAAUCUGGACAACUGCAGGAGUACAAGCAUUGUUGGCCUUACAGAUGAAUAUACCGCCUUGGAAACAUUAAGUUUGAUCAAUGUGGGCCUCACCACACUCAAAGGUUUCCCCAAGUUGCCCAAUUUAAAGAAAUUGGAAUUAUCCGAUAAUAGAAUUUCGAAUGGCCUCAACUAUCUAACGACCAGCCCACGAUUACAAUAUUUAAAUUUAUCUGGCAACAAAAUCAAGGACUUGGAAACGUUGAAACCAUUGGAGGAAUUCAAAAAUCUGGCUGUCCUGGAUCUAUUCAAUAAUGAUGCCACUCAAGUGGAAAACUAUCGUGAGAAAAUCUUCAAGAUGUUACCAUCUUUAAGCUUUCUCGAUGGAUUCGAUUGUAACGAUGAGGAGGCGCAAUCGGAGGGCGAUGACGAUGAGGAGGAUGAUAAGGAUGACGAUGAGCGCAGUGCCUUCUGUGUUAAUGGUUUAGAAAUCGAUUUAGACGAGCUCGAGGCAUUGGAGCAGCGUGUUAAGGCCAAGAAACGUUUGCAGGAAACGACAGACGGUGCCAGCACGUCCAAGCCGCCUGCCGACGACAAUGAAGUAGACGAAUUAGAUGAAUAUUUAAAAGAAUUGCAGCUAAAAGAAUCGACGGCAGCUGCCAGUCAAUCUGUGAUAGAGGCUAACCCAGCCUCAGUUCAGCCCCAUCCAAGCACAAAUUUUGCAAUUUUACUCUAUUGGUUUUUAGCAAUAUUAAAUCUGGCAAAUGCCGCCUAUUUUUCCGGCUACGAUGAUGGCGACAGCGAUGAAAGCGACGACGAGGACAAUGGCGAUGUUUCACUCUCGGAGGUCUAUAAUGAUGAUCUAGAAGAAGACAAUUCCGAUUGGGAGGAAGGUGAGGGCGGCGAUGACGAUGAGGACGAGGAUUCCGAUAUUGAUGAGGCCGAUGGCGAGCCAAAUGAAUCGACUGCAUCGGUCAAUGCCAAUGAGAAGGAUGCUGAAAAGCCAGCAGAAGAGUCGCAAGCCAGGGGCAAGAAGAGAAAGCAUGAUGGUUAAACAGCAUGAUCUACAACUGUAUCGUCUUUGUACGUUAUAAAUUUAAAUAUAUAUACACCAAUACACACACACAUACAAAAUUCAGCAACAGGAACACACAUCAUAUUUUGAUAAAACAAAAGUGAAAAAUAAAACAACAACAAAGGAAAGAGGAGAAAAAUAAGAAGAGGGCCCCAUUAGAAAAAGAUUUAAACAAAAAAAAACUACAUUUGUUUCGUUACAUUUUAAGCUAAAUAUUCUAAACACCCGACAAAACAAAACAAAAUGUAAUAAUCAAAAGAUAAACAAAAGAUGGUAACUAUUAAGGGAAUACUAAAAACCACACAACAAUAACAUAAACAACACACACACACACAACUAUAGCAAACGAACCCAAAUGUGGAAGUUCUACAAAUAACAAACAAAAUAAAAAAAGGGAAAAUAAAAAAAAAACACAAACAAGAAAAUAGAUGGUUCCAAUUAAAUUCUUUUGGCAAUUGAAUUUGCAUUCUGAACACAUUGUAAAAUUGCUUAGCAUUAAGUUAAAAGUUUACCAAUAUAUGAUUACAAAAGUGUAAAAUUAAAAAGAAAGCCCACAAUUUACAUGAUGAUAAUGUUACAUUUGAACAAACAAAAUUUGCUAACUUGCGCCUAAAGAUGAUUCCUAUCCGUUUUAAAUUGAAUUAUUUUUUAAAAAUCAUUUGCUGCUUCUAUUUGGUUUCGUGUUACAAACAAAUUCUACAAACAUAAUUACUGCUAAGAAGGAUUUUUAACUAACUCUUAAGUCAUUCCUUUUUGAAUAUAUAUAUACACACACACACACAUAAAUUAGUUAAGCGCAAUUAUAAUUUAUACUUCCUUUUAUAAUAUGAUAAUGUCAACACAAUUAUUAUUCAUUGUUACCCACAUCCAUUCUCUAUAUACACGCAAAUUUGUUUAAACUCUAAACAUACUUUUAAGUACGUAAACUAUAUUAUCAAACAGAUUUGUUCCCAGUUCUUCAAAGGCAGUAAUAGCAUGUUUCGAUUACGGCAAGUAAAUGCAAUAUACACAACAUUUUAGACAAGAAUAUAUAUAUAUAUAUUUUUUCAUUUCAUUAAACAACAACUAUAAAUGCAAUACGUUUGUUCAGGUACAGGCAAAUUGUAUAAACACCGAAAGCGAAACCGAAAUACAUAAAAA
Messenger RNA from Drosophila novamexicana, 2304 nucleotides. RefSeq names its product acidic leucine-rich nuclear phosphoprotein 32 family member A (gene Mapmodulin). Bases 16 to 1143 code for a protein of 375 amino acids. The record is from RefSeq and is a predicted model, not a curated record. Gene Ontology annotation, molecular function: histone binding. The transcript has 7 exons. Gene Ontology annotation, cellular component: nucleus. NCBI's taxonomy places the organism in Eukaryota, Metazoa, Arthropoda, Insecta, Diptera, Drosophilidae.